This is a messenger RNA of Patella vulgata (common limpet), 1552 nucleotides long. Its product is annotated as NF-kappa-B inhibitor-like protein 1. Lineage: Eukaryota; Metazoa; Mollusca; Gastropoda; Patellidae. The transcript has 6 exons. Gene Ontology annotation, biological process: canonical NF-kappaB signal transduction. The record is from RefSeq and is a predicted model, not a curated record. Bases 236 to 1435 code for a protein of 399 amino acids.
GUUACGGAUUCAUUGUAAUUUGAUCGAUGUGUAAAAAUUUAAGUUUUAGAAUCUUUGGUAAUUGAAAAUUUACCAGAGUUGCUCCCCCUUGUCUUUUUUGGCUAAACUGUAAGUAGAAUUCUAAUAAUGUGCCAUCUGGAGCGCUUUUGCAACAAUCACGGCAAUAUUCCUGUAGUGAUAGUGUCAGUGGUUGCCGGUCCAUUAUGCUCUUUAGUUCACGAUAUCUGGCAUCUGCAUGACCAUAUCACUCUGUUUCAGGAAAAAUAUCCAGGCAGCAUAUUUAAUUAUGGGGAAAACUUGUGAUAAGAUAAAGAAAUUUAUUGAGGAUGAUCGACCCCAGAAAUUAAAGUCGUACCUGAUUGAACACCGGAUUGGUAUUGAUGAUUACACGUUUAAUAAAGGACAAAAUCUACUCCAUUACAGCGUUAAAAAAUCUUCUCCUGGUGUCCUCGGCUAUUUAUUACGUAUGGAUUUUGACGUACGAAAACGAAACAGUAAAGGACAAACAGCUCUCGACAUCGCCAUCAGAAAAUCCAAAAAAUCCAAAAAAUCAACCGCUAUCAAAAUUUACCAAGAGAUUGUGGUACCAUUGGUAGAUUAUUAUCAACAUGAUGGUCAACAUUUCAAAUUACCGACAAAAAUUAAAAUUAAAUUAAAAGAAUUACAAGAAAAAUUAUUCCACCAACAUGAACAAAAUUCCAGUCAUCAUAUGAAGGUAGAUAACUCUAGAUUGUCGUCUACAUCUGAAUCAGAGACAGAUGAAGACAUGGAGGAUGAGAAACGAUGGAAUGAGAAAAUAGCAGAGGAAAAUGACGAUGAAUAUAUGAGUUCGUGGGGAAAUUAUGAAGAAGAUUUCUGUGAUGAGGGCGAAAAGGAAACCUAUGACCAAUGGACGAGUAGGAUACACUGUGAACAUAAAUUAAAACAACAAGCCAAUAGAUUCCAUCCUUACAACAACACAUCACCUAAAUCAACCGAUGGUACGAAUUCCAAGACUGAUGCCAUUUUAAACGACAAAAAAUCGAAACAAAAAAUACGUGAAGAGAAUCUGAGACAGAAGCGAGUAGAGCUGGAAAAAAUAUUUGCAGAAAAACAACUAAGAAUCCGAGAAAUAUCACGUCAGGAGAAAAAAUAUAAAUAUGAAGAGAAAUAUACAAAAUUUUUACAAACUAAAGGUGAAGGACAAAUAAAAUAUAACGACAUUCCUUGGCCUUUUAAGACAAAACUUUCAGAGAUAACAGACAUUUUAUUUUGUGAUUUUAACGACAAAAACAGUGAUUCGUAUCGUAAAUAUUUACGUGAACAACAAGUUCGCUGGCAUCCGGAUAAGUUCCGACAAAAUUUUGUUGAAUUUCUGGCUGAAGAAGAGAAAGAGGAAAUCUUAGAUAGAGUGACAGAAAUUUCUCAGUAUUUAAAUAAAUUGACUGAAAAAUAAUAUUUGUAGUAAUUGAUGUGAAUUUAUGUAUUAUUGAGCCUAUUUAUUUAUUUGAAUAUUUAUUUUUACUGAGUUUAAGAUUUAAAAAGUUUAAUAAAAUUAUUGGUUUUAUUUAUA